Fusarium tjaetaba is the source of this 1986-nucleotide messenger RNA. RefSeq lists its product as uncharacterized. The coding region runs from base 1 to 1986 and encodes 661 amino acids. The record is from RefSeq and is a predicted model, not a curated record. Lineage: Eukaryota; Fungi; Ascomycota; Sordariomycetes; Hypocreales; Nectriaceae. The transcript has 4 exons.
AUGGGCUUUUCUUUUGGCUCGUUCAUGGAGCCAGAUGAUCACUCUCUAUCAGAAGACGACAUUGAACCGCAGGUUCUACCCAGGUGUGGCCUGUGUCGAUUCAAGUUUGAGCCAGCCGACUCCAUCGUGGUUUUCCACCCCGUGUUCCCGAUUUGGGAAGGCAAAUAUUCUGAAGAACCAACUGGAUCUAGUCCCCCGGAGGAAGGUUUUCACUCAGCUUGCGUGGCCCAGUUUUCCAAACCCCUCCGUAAUGGUACUUCUGUUGAUCCCUUUGUUAAUUGCGACAUCUGGAUGGCUACGCGUCGUGGAAAGUCCAGGUAUAGUAUGACCUACGAUGAGCCUCCUCCGUCUUUUGAAGUAAACCGCCUGCGCCGGUUGAAGAAGAUGUUUGCCCAGGAGCUCAUGACUAUCACCGGAGGUCGUCUUCCCCUCGAGGUCUGCGAGAACAUUGCACAAUACUGCUUGAGCGACUACGCAACGAGGCUCCUCAAAGAAGCUCGGGAGAAGAGAGGCGAUCCUGGGCCUCGAAAGGCCAAGUUACACGUCAAAGAUUCAGGGGUAGUGUGGGCACAGCACGUUGAGUUUGAAGGCAUCCAAUACAUCAAGUCUCUCUCGACAAGCCGCAGAAAUGAGAGUGAUACGAAGCUCUUCGACCCUAGAGGCGGCACCCAUGUCAAUAUAUACUUCGCCGAAGACCUCUUGGGUAUCCGUGAAGUUGUUAUGACUAGAGAUGACAACACCGUAUUGACUCAGGGUGAAAACUUGUCAUGGGUUGUCAACCGCGGAGUGGCUCUUCCAUUCUGGUUCACAAUCGAGUCUGAUGGUCUCAAACUGCGCGACUUGGCCAUAGCCACGACAGAGAACGAAGUGGCCAGCGAUCUACAGAGGCGCUGGGCUGUUUUGCCUAGCCACUUGGGCAAUUGCCAAUUCGCUCCGCCACCAAAAGAUUAUCGAAGAGUUGGGACGGAGCCGGUCCGCGCAGUCGACUGGAAUUUACCCGGAUGCCGCGGUUAUUCCAUUCUCGUAGACACUGGCUUCAUCUGCGACAUCAUCCCGAACAACGGGGGAGGGUCAUCUUCGCAGUUGAUGGAUGUGAACAACAAACAUGAAGGUGCUUGGGUCUACAUACCCAUCGAUCCAGGCGAGCGGAUCAUUGAGCUUUGGCGCCGCCAUUGCGAUUACCCUUGGAGACUGUUCAAAUCUCUUGUUAUACGCACAAAUAAAGGUCGCAGCUUUGUUAUCGGUUCCCAUCUGGGACUUCACUCUACCUCUGAGUGGUGGAUAUGCCAGCUUACCUACCAUGUGAUCGCUGAGUUGCCGCCAAACAAACCAUCUCGAAUGCUCUAUUGUGAGACCAGAAACGCAAGGUUAUGGCUGAGUUUCGAACAAGCUGCGACUCGCGACCAGAAUGCCGACAUCUCAUUCAUGAAGCCAUUCAAGCUUACUGCUUUCCCUGGCUCAAAUUUCAUUUCGUCAACUGCGAAGCUUCAGGACGUCAGGACAAUUUCCGUAUGCCGAAGCUAUAGAGAGGGCCUGGACCUAAGCUGUGGAGAGCCUCUGGAUGAGGGCAUUGUCGGGUUGCUCCUCACAUACGAAGAUGGGCGCCAACGAUCCAUCGGACAAAUUCGCCUUGACCACAUGGGUGCGCCUCUAAUGGUGAACUCGGGAAAUUUUUGGCUUGGCAGCGACAAGUCAGAAGAUGAACCUCUCCCAGGAGGUUUCUGGCCCCGGACACAGAUGAUUAAGUGGGUUGAGGUGGAUAAGCCGUCGAGGGAUCAAGAUAGAGAGUAUUUGAAGGUGCCGCUGACUGGCUCCCUCGAAUGGCAAAGCUACAAGAAGGGUGAUUACUAUCGCCACCUUGUGUUCCAUCAUAGGAGCAACGAAUUGGAGGAUAAUGCGGAUGAGAUGGAUGCGUUAUCGGUCUGUGAGGCUGAAUCUGGAGAACGUGCUCCGGCGGUUUUCGAACAGUUCUCGCUGGAAUUCUAG